This is a messenger RNA of Struthio camelus australis, 1702 nucleotides long. The record is from RefSeq and is a predicted model, not a curated record. Lineage: Eukaryota; Metazoa; Chordata; Aves; Struthioniformes; Struthionidae.
UUUUCUUCUCUUUUUGUGAUAUUAGUUAAUUAUAUACAGUUCCCAGCCUUUUGCUGGUUUGUGUGAAUAGUAGUUAGGGUUCACAUGUAGACACAACUGUGAGUGUAACUAUUUUUUUAACAUACCGCUUGAAAGAAGAGAAGCUUUCUUUUUUGAUAAAGAUCAUAAAACAUCUGCAAGCUCAUCCUACCUAUUGUUUUAUAGUAAGAUUUUCUGUUUGAAGCUUUAAAAAGGAAGUUUGUUAUUAACACUUAGAGCUUUACCCGGAGCAUGCGCACAACACAGACACACACUGAAAACCUCAAGCUGUACAUGGUGUCACUGUCUAGGAGGUGUCGUGUAUGCAGUGUUCAAUAGAGAUUCUGUAACUGACAUGAGUACAGAGCCCUAGAGAGCUGACCAGCUGUGUAAAGGUUUUAAGUAGGUUCUUCCUAUUCAGUCUGAAAUAGCUUUUCAGACUUGGACGUGAAACACUCACUGCUCUGCCUUACAUACUGAGGUUCAAAUAUCAACGUUAUAAAUCUUGCUUAUAUUGCUACUUCAGCCUCUUGUAUAGAUUUCUGGUACACAGAGGUACAGAUUCUUCAUGGCUUCAAAGGCAAGAGUCUAGGCUGGGCUUUGUAAUGUCUUAAUUUCAGUCUCAAGACAGUUGUAAGCUUGAAAAUCCUAUUUAGGUGAAUGUGCAUGAUUCAGAUUGAGUUCUGGUCUCAAGCUGCAGAUGGUGGAUCUCUAUUUACUGUACAUCAAAUGAAUCCCUGGAUCAGGUGAUAUGACCUUCAGGAAUUGCAACAGAAUCUAGGUGACUUCCAGUUUCAGUAGAAUGGCAUUUUCUCUGUGGAAAGUUUGCGUGACUCUUUUGUACUCGGUUGCUUAUUGAUGCCAUCAAUAUCUGAAUAGCAAUUACAAAGUAAAAUGAAGUGUCUGAUGGGGGCACAAUGACUGCAGAAAUCUGAUAGAGAUUCAAAAGGAUUUAUUCUGUCUGUCUUCCUUCCCAGAUCGUGCUUCCUGCAGUGCCUCUGGGGAUCCACAUUAUAACACUUUUGACCACAAAGUUCAUAAUUUCAUGGGAAAUUGCUCUUACACCUUCUCAAGAUUGUGCAACAUCUCUCAGGGGCUUCCAUACUUUCAUGUGUCCACAACGAAUGAACACAGAGGUGGCAACACCAAAGUCUCUUACGUGAAGUCAGUGCAAGUGGAAGUCUAUGGCAAUCAGAUUUCUUUGCUGAAAAACAAGAAAGUGAAUGUGAAUGGCAGCAGAGUGAAUCUGCCAGUAUUUAUUGAAAGGAAGAUCAGUAUCCAAAGCAGUGGUGGAUAUGUUCUCCUGGAAACUGAUUUUGGACUGUGGGUUAGAUAUGAUGGAAACCACUAUGCAGAUGUUUCUGUGCCCUCUAAUUACAGUGGUCUGCUCUGUGGCCUUUGUGGUAAUUACAAUGGUGAUCCAAAUGAUGACAACAUAAAGCCCAAUGGUGAUACUGCAAGUAGUUCUACUGAUCUUGGACAAAGCUGGCUUGUCCCUGAGAAUAACACCAUGUACGUACAGGAAUCUAAUCACAUGGCAUUUGGUAAUAAAACUCCCAUUGUUCUGAGCUCACACUGGAAGCGCACAAAGCCUCCGGUACCAAUGACAACCAUAAAAUUCAUAGCUGCUUGGUCAAGACGUGUUGACCAUUCAGACAAUGCCAAUGUGUCCAUGAAGAUCUGA